Messenger RNA from Odocoileus virginianus texanus, 1044 nucleotides. NCBI's taxonomy places the organism in Eukaryota, Metazoa, Chordata, Mammalia, Artiodactyla, Cervidae. The record is from RefSeq and is a predicted model, not a curated record.
CCCAGAGUCCUACAGGCAGCUCCUGUUUCCCUCCUGAGGACUGAGGCAGUGCUUGUAGAGUCAGGCAUGAAGACUCUGGGGCUGAGCUGAGUGCCCUGGGCCUGAAGUCCUGGCCCCAUGGCGGGGUACGGGAGGGUGAGAGAGGCUGGCUCCUUGGCCACCGGAUGCCUGGGCCAGCGCCUCUGUGUGGGGGAAGCCUUGUGACAUGCCCAUCUUCCUCCGAUUUCCCAGGAAAGGAACCGGGGCACAGGUGCGAGGGGAGGCUCAGGAUGAAUGAUCAGAAGUGACAUCGCCAGGCUCAUUGCCAGGCUUUGGAAAGAAAGGACAAACGUGCUGCUCCCAAGCCUCGCCUGGUCAAUCAGGCCCUUUCUGACCCACACCUCAUUCACUGUCCAAGGUUUUCCGAGUGAACCUGAUAUGGAGGAGAGGGAGGACCCUGCGGCUGGGGCAGAAAGCAGCCUUCUACGGGCAUCCCUGGGGAUCCAGGAGUUAAGAAGCCACUGGCCAAGGCGGGGGACUCGGGUUCGGUCCCUGGUCCAGGAAGAUCCCACAUGCUGCGGGCCCCAGGCCUCUGAGGUGCAGCCUCUGAGCCUGCGCUCUGGAGCCCGCACUCCGCAACGAGAGCAGCCCCUCACCGCAGCUGGAGAAAGCCCUGGCACCGCCAGAAAAGAGAGAAAGCAAGCAAAGAGAAGUCUCCAGGUGCUGCUAGAACUGCUCAGGGGCAGCUUCUUGCGCUCUGAGAAGGGGGACCCACUCACUCCCCAAACUGAGGGCCUGCCCCGGGAUGAAGGGGCAGCUGAGACAAAUCCCCUUCAAGCACCGUAUGGAGAACGAAGCCCAGGGAGGUGGACGGACCGACCACGAAGCGCAAAGGAACCAGUGUGGAUGGGGCCCCUACUUCUGGAGCCCAUCAGCCGGGAAGCCGGCCGAGCGUGUCCUUCGGGCCGCCGUGGCCGUGGCCGCGGGGAAGGGCCCUCGGGCCACCGGGGGAGGAGGGCGGGGCGGGCCGGCGGCGACGCCCCGGGGUGGGGCCAGCCGGUAUAA